AUGCAGCUGCUGCAGUUCACAAAUCCAUCUUUGUUUAUGCUGCUAACUCUCAGUUUGGUCCUACUUAUGCUUUAUUUUGUUACUAAAAAGGGAGAAGGAAACUCAGUACCAAAUGCUUGGCAAUCCUUGGUAGAGCUUAUUUAUGAUUCCGUGCUAAACCUGGUAAACGAACAAAUAAGUGGUCUUUCCGGAAAUGUGAAACAAAAGUUUUUCCCUUGCAUCUUGGUCACUUUUACUUUUUCGUUAUUUCGUAAUCGCCAGGGUAUGAUACCUUAUAGCUUCACAGUUACAAGUCAUUUUCUCAUUACUUUGGGUCUCUCAUUUUCUAUUUUUAUAGGCAUUACUAUAGUGGGAUUUCAAAGAAAUGGGCUUGAUUUUUUAAGCUUCUUAUUAGCUGCAGGAGUCCCACUGCCAUUAGCACCUUUUUUAGUACUCCUUGAGCUAAUCCCUCAUUGUUUUCACGCAUUAAGCUUAGGAAUACGUUUAUUUGCUAAUAUGAUGGCCGGUCAUAGUUCAAUAAAGAUUUUAACUGGGUCCACUUACACUAUGCUAUGUAUGAAUGAUCUUUUCUAUUUCAUAGGGGAUCUUGGUCCUUUAUUUAUAGUUCUUGCAUUAACCGGUCCGGAAUUAGGUGUAGCUAUAUUGCAAGCUCAUGUUUCUACGAUCUCAAUAUGUAUUUACUUGAAUGAUGCUAUAAACCUCCAUCAAAGAUUCUUUUUUAAAAUUGAACAAAAGCGAGGAGCAAAGCCACUUUACCGAGUUUACGACGUGAAGAAGUGAUAACAACUUCACUCGGAUCG
Messenger RNA from Rhodamnia argentea, 800 nucleotides. Its product is annotated as ATP synthase subunit a. Gene Ontology annotation, biological process: proton motive force-driven ATP synthesis. Lineage: Eukaryota; Viridiplantae; Streptophyta; Magnoliopsida; Myrtales; Myrtaceae. Gene Ontology annotation, molecular function: proton transmembrane transporter activity. The record is from RefSeq and is a predicted model, not a curated record.